GCACGUGCCCGUUGUUUAUAGCUUCUGGCUAGAACGAGACUUGGAAAAGAGACACGCGCGUCAAUAUCGAUGCUAACCGGCGUCUCAGAAAGCGGAAUAAUUCAUUCAUUAAUUCAGCGAAGAAAAUAAGAAGAAACCCACAGUUUGCAGCAAAUCAGUAAUGUGAAAGAGAUUACUUCCUGCAUUGUUACGAGAAGAAACUGGAGAUGAGGUGUGCAGGAUUCUGGAGGACGGGGCACAUCUGUCCGCUGCUGGCAAUGCUGUUUCAGUUGCUUCUGCCUGCCGUUAGAGCCGAUAGGGCCUGGAACCAGUACAUACCACGACUGCAACUCUCACAUACAGAGCUGCGAACAAGGAACAGUUCAGCCAUGUUCUGGCACAGUGGUGCAGUGGUUAAUGGGUAUUAUGAAGUUCUGCUGUUGGAUGAGGAUCGUGGUUGGCUGCUGGUUGGAGGAAGAGACCACGUCUACAUGCUCGACUCUGAGAGUCUGACCCAGACUAUACACAAGAUUCACUGGCCAGCUGGAAGAGAACAUACUGAACGCUGCAAACAUGCAGGAAAGAAUCUGUUGACUGACUGUGCCAAUUUUGUGAGGCUCCUUCAACCAUUCAACAAAACACAUGUGUAUGCAUGUGGAACCGGGGCGUACCACCCUGUGUGUACAUACAUUGACCUGGGCCACAAUGUCGAGGAACCUGCGCUUAGACUGCUGAGCAAUGCUGUUGAAUCCGGGAGAGGGAAAUGUCCCUUUAGUCCACAUGAGCCGUUCUCUGCUCGACUCACUGACGGAGACUUGUAUGCAGGAACGUCAGUGGACUUCAUGGGAAACAAUGCAGCCAUAUUUCGUAGCUCUGUGCACACAACCAGUCAGCACUACAUUCGCACCGAGGCUCAUAAUGACCACUGGCUCAAUGAGCCAGAGUUUGUGGGCUCGUUCUCCAUCCCAGACACACACAGCCAAGAUGAUGAUAAGGUGUAUUUCUUCUUCAAGGAAACGGCUGUGGAGUCCAACCAGCUGGAUAAGCGCAUCUAUAGCCGAGUGGCUAGAGUGUGCAAGAACGACAUGGGUGGGAAGCGGAGUCUGAUCAAUCGUUGGAGUACCUUCCUAAAGGCCAGGCUGGUCUGCUCAGUGUCAGCGCCAGGAGGCAUGGACACAUACUUUGAUGAGCUGGAGGAUAUAUUUCUGUUGGAGACCAAAGAUCCACAAAAUCCGGUUAUAUAUGGAGUCUUCUCAACUUCAAGUUCUGUCUUCCGAGGCUCUGCUGUAUGCGUCUAUUCAAUGGCGUCCAUCCGAGCCGCUUUCAAUGGGCCCUUCGCGCACAAAGAAGGCCCUGACUACCGCUGGGUGGAGUACAAAGGCAGGAUCCCAUAUCCACGUCCAGGGACGUGCCCAAGUGAGACGUACGACCCCUUGCACAAGUCUACCCGCGACUUUCCUGACGAGGUUAUGAGCUUCAUGAGAGCCCACCAACUGAUGUGGGAGCCAGUCGUGCCAAUUCACAGACGACCACUGUUUACUCACAUCAACACCCCCUACAGGCUGAAGAAGUUGGUAGUGGAUAGAGUGGAUGCAGAAGAUGGCCAAUACAAUGUUCUACAUUUGGGUACAGAUGAUGGCAAGGUUCUGAAGGUGGUAUCCAUUCCCAAGGAGAAUUGGGAAACUGAGGAAAUCAUACUGGAAGAGCUGAGUGUGUUUCAGAGUCCUAUCUUAAGCAUGGAGCUCUCCACCAAGAGGCAAGCUCUAUUUGUGAGCAGUGCAGAUGCGGUGGCUCGGUUGCCCCUGCAGCGGUGUGAGCUCUAUGGGAAAGCCUGUGUUGACUGCUGCCUGGCCCGGGAUCCUUAUUGCGCCUGGGAUGGCACCACCUGCACCAAUUAUUUCCCCACUAACAAGAGACGUUCCCGUCGACAGGAUGUGAGAUACGGUGACCCAUGGAGCCAGUGUCAGGAUCUGGGAGAUGGCUCUGAGGAAAUUGAGCUAAAGGUGGUUUAUGGAGUAGAAAACAACUCAACCUUCCUGGAAUGCACACCUGCUUCACCACAAGCGAGAGUCAAAUGGAUCAUGCAACAAAAACACAGCCAGAGCACUAAAGAGCUGCUCCCCGAUGAAGACAUCAUCCUCACAAAACGAGGUCUCCUCCUGCAGCGGAUAACUUCUUCAAACGCUGGCCUCUACCUGUGCACCGCUCACGAGCACUCAUUUUCCCGCACGCUAGCUCGCUACGAGCUGCAAGUCAUCUCCGAGCAGCACGUAACAAAUACACGUAGCACUCAUCACUCUGACCCCAAAAUGGGUGGCAACUAUGCAGCAUCCUCGCUGAGCUACAAGGAUCUACAUCUGAUCAGCGUUAGCGGUCUAACAGCCGAUGACUACUGCGAGCAGCUGUGGUACCGCGAGAAGCGGAGACAACAGAAACUGCGCACACUAAAGUGGAAACAAACGGCAGAGAACCGCAAGGCUCGAGUUCGGCGGCAAAAUCCACCCAACGAACCACUCCAGUGAAACCAGAGGAACAGACAUUAGAGUAAAACUAAAGGACAUUUGAGUUUGUCUUGGAAGAACAACAUACUGUUCUGGAAUUAGCCACAUUAGCCUUGUUGCUGUUGAUUACUAAAGGAUUCCAGGUUACAUAACCUCCCCACAGAAAUACAUGUUGGUGACUUAUUGUUUAUCGUUCUAAACAGCAUUCUUUUUUAGCAAACCUGAACUUUUGGCAUCACAAAAAUGCACAGCAUUAUAAAUACGUAUAUGAGGAAAUAAUUAAGGACAACCGAGAGAGAGAGAGAGAGAGAGAGAGAGAGAGAGAGAGAGAGAGAGAGAGAGAGAGAGAAGGUUGAGAAAGGGAAAAAAAAAACUUUUUUACAUAACCUUUACAUGGUUAGAUGAAAGAUUUCAUUAUGAGUGAACAUAAACACAUCUUUGGCCAGAGAUUUGUUCUGUUGGUAUGCCCUAAGUGAUGCUUCAAUCAGUAUCAGGGUUGGACAAAUCAUAAAUUUAUUAGCAACUCUCUGGGUAAGGGAAUGCAUCAACAUGCACUUGAUAUCACAGUUAAAUUUUGAAGAUACAUUACUGGUUAAAAUUUUUGGAGACACUUGACUGAAAUGUUUCUCAUGAUCUUAAAAGUCUUUUGAUCCGAAGAUGUAUGAUUAAGUGUUUGAAAUCGGUGUUGUAGACAAAAAUAUAACUGUGCCGACAUAUUCGUUUCUUUCAUUAGAAAGCUAACAUUUUUUUUUAUCCCAACAUAAUUCCCAUAAUUCCAUUUGUGUUAUUCCAGAGUUUUGAUGACUUUAUUAUUGUUCUAAAAUGUGGGGAAAAAAUGCAAAUAAAAAAUGAGUGUGUCUAAACAAUUUGACCAGUAGUGUAUAGUAUAAAGUCAUGCACUGAAGAAAAAAGGUCAGAUGCGAUCCUGAAUCGAUAUCUUAAGAGCAAGGAAACAAGGAAACAAGGCUUUUUUUAAAACGCAAAUAUGCACUGCAGCCUGGGAAAACCCUUAACAUGAUGACACUUUAAUGUUUUCCACUGCACAUGUUUGUGAAAAGUGCAGGCUUAUUUAACAACUUGAUCAAAGCCUGACUGUGUGAGAGAACUGUUUUUGUCACUGCAUUCAUUAAACUGACUCCUUACCCAACAUGAUCUGUGAAGGAAGCUAGCCUAGACAAGCUUAAAAAAAAAAAUCCAAAUCAUUUUGAUGAAAAUAUUUCUUGAUUUGACAUCAGAGUAUGUGCAUGCUGAAGUUAAAAAACCACCAUGAGACCAUCUCAUAUAUAUUAGGAGCUAGUUAGUUUAGUAAUACUGAAGGGUUACUAUAAAUUACUAAUACAAAUACAGGGUAUGCCAAAAGUCUCCAUAAACAGGGUAGUAUGUUCGCCAGCACAUUGUCGAUUGUGCCUUCGUCAGUGGAUGUUCUCAGUUCCCGGUUGGUCCAUAACACUUCCAGUCUUUUUGAAAUUGUUAAUAAGUGUCCUCCCGAUCCAGCCAUGAGAAUGAUUUCAAGACGUUGUUCUUUUGCCAAAUGCAUUCUUAAAGGCUAUCUAAAAAACACACACAUUGGAAGCACACUCUCUUUUGGAAAACAUUUUGCUAAAGUGUUAUUUUCUAAUCUGUCUGGAGAGUUUUGGGACACCCUGUAGUUCAUACUAAAAGCUAGAAGACAUCCUUGAACGUAUUGCUUGUCUAUCAAGCAAUUAUGAGUACAACAAGAAUGAUAGUCCUGACACACCUACGGUAUUAAUUUUUUCCUAUAAGCAUUUUUUGAUUUGUUUUAUUUUGUAGAGAAUGGUUACAGCAAUCACUGAACACUCAGUGGAGCAUUUCUAUUAGAGUAUGUUUUGGACCGUAGUGAUGGUCGUGAGAAUCACUGAAACCUGUUGCAGUGCACUAUUCGGACAGGAUUUUUCAGAAUGUUAUUUAAUUGUUCUUAAUGAAAUCCAGAAGAAUGCGGUUCACAAAUUACAGAGUAGCGUUGCUGCCUCACAAGUCCAAGUUUCCAAGUUGUAUUCUGAGCUCAGGUUGCUGUCUGUGUGGAGUUUCACAUUGGAAUGUUCUCCAGGUUCUCCAGUUGCUUCCCUUUUCCCCAAAACAUGCAGUGGAUUGGUGACUCUAAAUUGCCCCAAGAUGUGAAUGAAUGUGUGAAUGUGUGUGUACAUGGUGCCUCUGAUGGACUGGCAUCUCAAAGGGUGUGUUCCUGCCUCACACCCAGUGUUCCCAGGAUUGUCACUUCCUGGAAAAACCUGUGAAGUUUAAAAAAAGAAAAAAAAGUCCAAGCUCUGGUUCCUAAGGCGUAGUGACAUUGCUAAUCGGCUAAUUCUGGAAUAAAUUAACAAACACUCUGGCUGCCCGAAAGUGUGUUAUGAACUUUUGAAAUACAGAUGGUCUGAUCUGACCAUCGUAGGUGACUCUGGAGGAAGCUCUGCAUACCUCAUAAACACACCAGGAUGUUCUUCUCUUGCCAGAAACACUGUCUUUCCCAUGAACAAUCUUAAAUAUGUCACUAUUGUGUUUGUGGAUACAUUGAACAGAAAUGACAAACCAUAAGAAACUGUAUCUCAAAUGCUAAUAUGGAUGUGGUUAGCAUGGUCUUAUUUUAUCUCCACUAGUAAUAUUCAAAAUGAUCCUUUUUAUGGUUAAGUAGUGCUCUAAGCCUCUCAUACUGUAAUGAUCAUUUAUUAUAAUGUGGUGUGCUGGAAGAGGCUCAUUGUUCCACUUUGGGCCACACGUUUGCGCGGAAGGAACAUCAAAGUAUGGAAGCAUCUGGGAGAAAUGAGUAUGAAGAACAGUGGACAGAAUAAAAAAAAAUCUGAGUUUCGUCACUAGUCAGGAAAAUGGCUUCCAGGUUGACUGGACCACAGUAAAAGGGAUUUCUUUCUUGUUAUCUUGACAGGAUAAUAGGAACGUCCAAACUGGCCUUAUGUUUGGCAGAUAAGCAAAAAGACAUGGAUGGCUUCAGCAAAUAUGUGAUAGAUCAUAGAAAUUGGUGCAUCUUAUAAACAAUAUUUAAUCUUUAAUCAGAUUUCUGCAUUUUGCAUUCCAAUGUUUUUAGUGUGUCCACAAUUACAGGUAUUACAUAAAGACUUUAUAUUUAAUAACAAAUUUACUCAAUUGUACUUUUUUUUUUCUGCUGGCAAAAUAUGCAUCAUUAUGUUCAUUUUAUUUGUACAUUGUGCUUCUAAGUUAAAAAUUCACCCAGUGUGUGGUAUUGAACUGUACCUUUGCGUGUCAUAACACUAAGCUGAUACAGACUCAGGAUGUUUUGAGCAACUGUAACAGUGUGGUUGUUCAUUUCCAUCUGGUGUUCAUUUUUACUCUGGUGUGCUAAUCUCUAAUAUAAUCAUUCCAACAAAAACGUUCUCGACGUGUUUCAUUAGCUCACAAUUUCAACCAGCGACCUCUCGAGAAAGCUAAAUGUGUGUCGUCAUUAUUGCAUCUAAGCUACUUCAUUUCAUGAACAAUAUAAUUUAUGGUUUAUGUUUCACUUUACAAGUCACUAUGCUUUGAUCAGACGUAUCUUUUUGAUGAAAGUAAAUGUUCAUUUUUCUGUCAUCACCUAAAAUUACACAUUUAUCUCAUUGUGUACAGAUUUUGUUUUCUAAAUCUUUCUGUAUAAACUAAUAUUUGUGCAAAAUCAAUUAAAAUAUUUCCCAAAUUUAUUAUA
This is a messenger RNA of Ictalurus punctatus (channel catfish), 6150 nucleotides long. RefSeq names its product semaphorin-3D. The transcript is spliced from 18 exons. NCBI's taxonomy places the organism in Eukaryota, Metazoa, Chordata, Actinopteri, Siluriformes, Ictaluridae. Gene Ontology annotation, biological process: positive regulation of cell migration; axon guidance; semaphorin-plexin signaling pathway. The coding region runs from base 207 to 2501 and encodes 764 amino acids. Gene Ontology annotation, molecular function: chemorepellent activity; semaphorin receptor binding. The record is from RefSeq and is a predicted model, not a curated record.